AUGGCCCAGCCAUUGGGGUUCAGUCUAUCUAUAGCCCCAUUAAUAGCCCAAAUUGACACUAACAAACUUCAGAACGGUUCGGCUGUGCUCUUGCUCUUUUUCUUCGUCGUCUUGACAAUGGAGUCCUCAAAACCCUCAAUAGGAACUCCGAAUCCUCUACUCUCCUUCUCCACUUAUAUCCACCAGCACUGUAUCCGACUCGGAGCCGAGCUCACGAGUCGAAUUGACGAUACCAAACGAUUCGCCGGAAAACUCGCCUCCAAUUGGCCUCCGGUGACGCAGAGGCGUUCGGGUUCUAUAAUACAUUCUUGUUCUCCUCCUUUACCUUUCGCUUCGGUGUCUCAGGGAAAGCAAGCCUCCGAUGCUGCUUCGAGCUCCGACCGUGUUUCGAAGACGCUCACUGGUACGGCGGUGUACACUGUCAGCAACUCGAACAAUGAAUUUGUGCUGAUUUCUGAUCCCAAUGGUCUCAAAUCCAUUGGACUCCUUUGUUUUCGCCAAGAAGACGCCGAAGCCUUUCUCGCUCAGGUUCGGUCACGGAAGGGAAUGCUGAGAGGUGGCGCAAGGGUUGUGCCUAUUACACUUGACCAGGUCUAUAUGUUGAAGGUUGAAGGAAUCGCAUUCCGUUUUUUGCCUGAUCCUGUUCAAGUAAAAAAUGCAUUAGAGCUUAAAGCUUCGGAUGUCAAGCGUGGGUUUGAUGGAGUCCCUGUUUUCCAGGCGUGGUCUGUGGUGGUUGUUGUGAUCGCGUGGUCUGUGGUGGCUGUGUGGUGGUCCAUCGUCGGCGUGGUCUGUGGUGGUUCGUCGUUGUUGGAAGCAUGGUCUGUGGUGGUUGGUGGUGGUUCGUGUUCGGUUCGUGGUUGUCUGUGGUGGUUCGUAUUUGGUUCGUGGUGGUGUGGUGUGGCGCAGUUGCAGGAAGUGGGUUUUUCUGAAACCCUAACCAGCGAAGAAGACAUAGCCCAACCCGAUCCACUUUGA
Molecule: messenger RNA, 975 nt
Organism: Ilex paraguariensis (yerba mate)
Lineage: Eukaryota; Viridiplantae; Streptophyta; Magnoliopsida; Aquifoliales; Aquifoliaceae
Source: the annotation of a GenBank genome assembly